GAGGAGUCCGUGGCCUUGUCUCAUGGCAUGUCGACACCUCUUCAUUGGUAAAGAAAAAGAUCCCACCAUCGCUCCAAAUUCCAAAUUCCAAUCUUAUCAUUCAUAAAUAAAUUUCCCAUUUCGCACAAAAUUAUUCUUUCUCCAUUCAAGAAACCUUCUCAUUCAUUCCCUUUUAAUUCAACCCCUUCUUCUUCUUCUUCUUCUUCUUCUUCUUCUUGUUUGAUUCCUUAUCUUCAAAUCUAUUGAAACCCACAAAAACUGUUCUCGAUCCAUUGAUUUCUCAUCUCUUUUUAAUUAGUAUGAUUGAUUUUUAGCACCGAAUCUUGGAUUUUAACUUUACCCAGUUGAAAAAGACACGGUCUUUCCAAUUCUUUUUGAAUCAAUCGAACUGGGUUAUGAUAAUUUGAGGUGUUCAUCAAUGGCUGAAGAACUGAUUGAUGUCAAAUUUAGGUUAGCUGAUGGCAGCGAUAUCGGACCUAGCAAAUACAGCUCUGUUACAACUGUCGGAUCUCUAAAAGAGAAAAUUAUUUCACAAUGGCCCAAAGAAAAAGAAAACGCACCGAAAACAAUAAAUGAUGUGAAGCUCAUAAAUGCGGGAAAGAUUCUUGAAAACAACAAAACUCUUGCUGAAUCAAGAUCUCAUGUUAGCGAAAUCCCAGGAGGUGUCAUCACUAUGCAUAUUGUUAUGCGCCCUCCAAUGGCCGAUAAAAAAAGUGAAAAGUUGCAGGAUGGCUCUCCCAAAACGAGCAGUUGUUCAUGCAUGAUUCUGUGAAGUUUAUACAUCGAUUUUCAUGAGCUUUCAGAUGAAAGGAUCUUGGAGGGUUUAUUAUAUUUUGAUCAUUACAAAUUUUCUUAAAUCUUUUUUCUCAAAAUCAGAAAGGGAAAAAGAAAAGGAAAGUAUGAUUUUAUGUUGGUAUAUGAAUCGGUAUAGAAGCUUUGUAGAUUGAAAAGAAGAUGUUAAAAAGAUAAGAAAUUUCAUCAUUUGUUUUUAA
This is a messenger RNA of Lactuca sativa (garden lettuce), 992 nucleotides long. RefSeq names its product membrane-anchored ubiquitin-fold protein 6. Lineage: Eukaryota; Viridiplantae; Streptophyta; Magnoliopsida; Asterales; Asteraceae. The record is from RefSeq and is a predicted model, not a curated record. Gene Ontology annotation, molecular function: protein binding.